CUCAGUUUUCGAGCAGUUACAGACAGUGAGAAAAAAAACAUCUGCCACCUCUGCUAGAAAAAGGUGUGUCGUUUUUGCAAAUGUGUUGAAUUGGCGCGGAACCACGAAUUUUGGAUCAGAAUUCGGACAUUUACAGCACUAUGUCUGAUCUAUUUGGCGGUUCCGGCGAUAGCGGUGAUGAAAAUGCCGGUAGAAUAUCUGACGGUGAUGAUCUACCAGACACGAAUGACGACCCAGAAGCAGCAGCAGAUGAAGUCGCUAAACCAGUGAAGGUGGAACCGAAAAAACGAACUGUUCGGAAUCCCAGGGUAACGCUUAAUGUUCAAAGACUAUGCGGGCCUCGAGGGGUAACUGACAUAGAAAACUACUUUAAAAAUGUUAGAUAUCGUGGAAAAGGACACGAAGAAGAGAAUCUUAAAGUUAUCAUGCAACGUAUGCAACACUGGGCACACCGAAUGUUUCCAAAAUACACGUUUGAUGACUGCUUGGAAAAAUGUGAAACACUUGGGAACAAGCAAGCGAUGAAGUCCUACAUGCACAAAUACCGGAUGGGGAUGCUUGAGGAACCCGUAGUUUUAACAACCGAAGAAGCUGAGCAUUCAAGACAGGAAACUAACGUGUUAGACAACAAUCUUGACCCACUGGAUAGUAUGCUUGAAGAACAAAUUGCUAUUUCACGAGCCGGUAACUUGAACACUUCCGGCGUUGGAUAUUUAUCUGUUUCUGAAAAGAACUUCGAUUCUCUGCGCGAAGACAGUACAUCGUUACCGCCGUCAACCCCUUCGAAGGCACCGGCACCAUUGACAGAAGAGAUGCGAGCCAAAAUAGCUGAAAACCGUUUGAAGGCACUGGAAAUUCGAAAAACGAAAAUGUUGGCUGCGGCAAAUGUAGGGAACGAGGAUGAGUCGGUAAAUUCUGCUUCGUAGUUUGCUACUGAAUGUUGUUUUGAGGUAUGUUGAAUUGAUUCAAUGCAUUUUGCUGGACAGGAUUGAUACAUCUCUAAAUAUAUUUUGAGGGACACUAUAAUCAAUAUCCUAAAAGUUAGAAUAAUGGAACGCUGUAAACGUGAUAGUAUCAUAUUAAUCCUUAUUCAAUAUAACUAGUAUCUUAAAAGUUAGAAGAAUUAA
Messenger RNA from Wyeomyia smithii (pitcher-plant mosquito), 1127 nucleotides. RefSeq names its product protein TIPIN homolog. Gene Ontology annotation, biological process: DNA damage response; replication fork processing; DNA replication checkpoint signaling. The record is from RefSeq and is a predicted model, not a curated record. Gene Ontology annotation, cellular component: nucleus; replication fork protection complex. The transcript is spliced from 2 exons. Gene Ontology annotation, molecular function: DNA binding. Bases 141 to 926 code for a protein of 261 amino acids. NCBI's taxonomy places the organism in Eukaryota, Metazoa, Arthropoda, Insecta, Diptera, Culicidae.